Messenger RNA from Acanthosepion pharaonis, 2142 nucleotides. The record is from the annotation of a GenBank genome assembly. NCBI's taxonomy places the organism in Eukaryota, Metazoa, Mollusca, Cephalopoda, Sepiida, Sepiidae.
AUGAAGUAUUUUCAUUCUUCCACAUAUUUUAUUCUUAUUUGUUUUCUAUCAUCUCUUCAUCUUUCUCUUGCUUUUUAUUCCAACAUUUUGCGGAUUUCUUCUUCUUCUUCAGCUUUUUCUAUCAUCUCUUCAUCUUUCUCUUGCUUUUUUAUUCCAACAUUUUUUAUUUUCUUCUUCUUCAGCAAGUCACUCUUUUUGUUUAGAGAUUAUGACAUGAAGUAUUUUCAUUCUUCCACAUAUUUUAUUCUUAUUUGUUUUCUAUCAUCUUUUCAUCUUUCUCUUGCUUUUUUUAUUCCAACAUUUUUUGAUUUCUUUCUUCUUCUUCAGCUGUUAAAUUCCUAUUUUCUAUCAUCAUCUCUUCAUCUUUCUCUUGCUUUUUAUUCCAACAUUUUAGCGGAUUUCUUCUUCUUCAGCUUUGUUAAAUUCCUAGUCAUACUCUUUAAGUUGUUUAGAGAUUAUGACAUGAAGUAUUUUCAUUCUUCCACAUAUUUUAUUCUUAUUUGUUUUCUAUCAUCUCUUCAUCUUUCUCUUGCUUUUUAUUCCAACAUUUUAGCGGAUUUUUCUUCUUCUUCAGCUGUUAAAUUCCUAGUCAAACUCUUUAAGUUGUUUAGAGAUUAUGACAUGAAGUAUUUUCAUUCUUCCACAUAUUUUAUUCUUAUUUGUUUUCUAUCAUCUCUUCAUCUUUCUCUUGCUUUUUUAUUCCAACAUUUUGCGGAUUUUUCUUCUUCUUCAGCUCGGAUUUCUUCUUCUUCAGCUGUUAAAUUCCUAGUCAUACUCUUUAAGUUGUUUGUUUAUGAGUAUUUUCAUUCUUCCAUAUUUUCAUUCUUAUUUGUAUUUUAUUCUUAUUUCUUUCUCUUCAUCUCUUUUUUUUCUCUUGCUUUUUUUCCAACAUUUUUUGGAUUUCUUCUUCUUCAGCUUUUUCUAUCAUCUCUUCAUCUUUCUCUUGCUUUUUUAUUCCAACAUUUUAGUGGAUUUUCUUCUUCUUCAGCUGUUAAAUUCCUAGUCAUACUCUUUAAGUUGUUUAGAGAUUAUGACAUGAAGUAUUUUCAUUCUUCCACAUAUUUUAUUCUUAUUAGUUUUCUAUCAUCUCUUCAUCUUUCUCUUGCUUUUUAUUCCAACAUUUUGUUUUUUUCUUCUUCUUCAGCUUUUUCUAUCAUCUCUUCAUGUUUUCUCUUGCUUUUUAUUCCAAUAUUUUUGAUUUCUUCUUCUUCUUCAGCUGUUAAAUUCCUAGUCAAACUCUUUAAUUUUCUAUCAUCUCUUCAUCUUUCUCUUGCUUUUUAUUCCAACAUUUUAGCGGAUUUCUUCUUCUUCUUCAGCUUUUUCUAUCAUCUCUUCAUCUUUCUCUUGCUUUUUUAUUCCAACAUUUUAGCGGUUUCUUCUUCUUCUUCAGCUGUUAAAUUCCUAGUCAAACUCUUUAAGUUGUUUAGAGAUUAUGACAUGAAGUAUUUUCAUUCUUCCACAUAUUUUAUUCUUAUUAGUUUUCUAUCAUCUCUUCAUCUUUCUCUUGCUUUUUAUUCCAACAUUUUGCGGAUUUCUUCUUCUUCAGCUUUUUUCAUCUAUCAUCUUUUCUUCAUCAUUUUCUCUUUGCUUUUUUAUUCCAACAUUUUAGACGGAUUUCUUCAUUUUUCUUCUUCAGUUUUCUAUCAUGUUAAAUUCCUUUUUUCCAACUUAUUUUUAGCGGAUUUCUUCUUCUUUUUUCAUAGUUUCUCUUCAUCUUUCUCUUGCUUUUUAUUCCAACAUUUUAGCGGAUUUCUUCUUCUUCAGCUUUUUCUAUCAUCUCAUCAUCUUUCUCUUGCUUUUUAUUCCAACAUUUUUAGGGAUUUUCUUUCUUCUUCUUUGUUCCAACACUCUUUUUAUGACAUGAAGUAUUUUCAUUCUUCCACAUAUUUUAUUCUUAUUUUUUCUAUCAUCUCUUCUUCAUCUUUCUUUGCUUUUUUAUUCCAACAUUUUAUAUUUUUUCUUCUUCUUCAGUUAGUAUCUAUCUAUCUAUCUAUCUAUCUAUCUAUCUAUGUAAUUUUAUUCAACUCUAAUUUUAUUCAUAUCUAUCUAUCUAUCUAUCUAUCUAAUUUUAUCCAUAUCUAUCUAAUUUUAUUCAUAUCUAAAUUUAUUCAUAUCUAUCAAUCUAUCUAUCUAUCCAUCUAA